AUGGUAGAUGAUGUGGCGCUCAGCUCUAGGUUAAACAUGCUCAUGGAACGCGUCCAAUGGCAGAAUACACAACAGGAGCGACUUGUGAAUGAGCUGCGGCGUCUGCGCGGUGUGAGCGAGAAGCUACUGUACGACAAAGAGAUGCUAGUUCAGCGUGUUGAAGAACUGGAAGCCACAAAAAAUGAAUUGAUUUCGAAAGUGGUUCGGUAUCAGAUGGAUCUUUCGCGUCAAGCGGAGGUUGUGCGCAAAUUUAGCGUAAAUCAAAGUAUUAUUCAUUAUUUGGAGACGUGCGACGCAUCUGCAAUGGAAGAGGAAAUCCAGAAUCCGAGGGAGCUAAUUAUGGCAUUAAAGAAGGCGUGUAAGUUUCGCCACGACCAGUAUGAGAAGGUGGUAAAAGAAAAAUUGCAUUUGAAGGAGAUGCUUCGGAGUGUACAUCCACGAUUAACACAUCAGCAGAUAGAUGGCAAUAUCAGCAUGGCGAGGAACAAGGCCCAAAGUGCUUCAUCAAUGGCUUUUGAAAAUAAAUCUGCAUCCCCUACUUUCACAGAGCAAAUUGUGGUGGAGAGCAAGAAGCGCAAGAUCGAAUCGACGUCCAUAUCAGCCAGUGCUAUGCUCCUACGAAAACAGCAGGUCAACGAUGAGGAUUUAAAGUUUCCACACCAAUUCGAGCCGGUUGGAUCUCGCGCAGUAGCGUAUUCGGAUGUACCUCUCCGUCCCCCGGCGAGCUCACGGGACGUGUUUGGACACAGCAAUUUCAAUUCAUCCGGCGUGUUUCAUUUGAAGCCUUCAAGUUGUCCUCCACUGCAGAAUCUAGUCCCUCAUGCGACGGUGUGCCGCCAUGGACAUGAUGAAACGGGCAAGUUGACGAAUUCGUUUUGGCUGAAGGAAGACGACACGCGGUCUGGGUCUCGAAAGAAGUCUAUCCCGAGUAUGCAGCAUCUGUUGAACGCACAAUCACGAACGGCGAGUCAGCAGCAGGACCACAUUGUUAAUAACGACCGGCAGCAGUACGCGUUGACAAACUGGCUCCGCAAUAAUUAG
Molecule: messenger RNA, 1041 nt
Organism: Plasmopara halstedii
Lineage: Eukaryota; Oomycota; Peronosporomycetes; Peronosporales; Peronosporaceae
Exons: 1
Coding region: 1-1041 (346 amino acids)
Source: RefSeq, a predicted model, not a curated record